AUGCAACUCUUUCCGUUUUCUACAAGAAAAAGGAAGUAUGAAUCUGGUGGAAUGAUUUCAAACACUCAGCGGCAUUAUGAAACAAGUACUGGCACAACGUGGGGAAACGACAAGAUCUUGGCUAGAAUACUGAGUGAUCUGACAGGGUUUGUAAUCACAGGAGAGACGUUUUCUUCCAACCAGGAGCACAUUUGUUAUGAACAAUCUGGAAAUGCGACUAUAAAACGACUCAUCAAUAGGGAAGGUAAUACGUCACGAUGGCAAGUUAAUGGACGUGAUGUUUCUCAGAAACAAGUUAUGGAGACUGUGAAAAGACUGAACAUACAAGUUGGAAAUAGAUGCCAAUUUUUACCUCAGGACAUGGUAGUAGAAUUUGCCAAGAUGUCUCCUUCAGAGCUACUGCUAGCAACAGAAAAAGCGCUGGACUGCGACGAUCUCACUGAGAAACACAAACAGUUGGUUGAGAUACAAAAAAAUGAGCAAGGAUUGAUUGCUCAGUUGGAGAGUGAAGAACAGCUGGUUGAAAGGCUAAACCAUCAACAAGAACUUGACAAACCAGAAGUUGAUAGAUACUGGCUGAGGAAGCAACAUGACGACAAACUCCGACUGCUGGAACAAAAGAGACCGUGGGUGGAGUAUGAAAACAGCAGGAAGCAAUACAAGAAAUGCAUGGAGGAGAAGAAUGAAAUGAAGAAAGUGUUAGAUAAAUUGAAGGAAGAGAAUGAGCCAAUGGACUGCAAAGUUCAAGAAGCAAUAAAGGCAGCAAAGAAAGUGGAGAAUGAAGCUAAGGACAUUGUUCAGAAAACAAACAAGAACAUGGCUGAGGCUCGGAAACUUCAAGACAAGAUGACAACUUUGGAAGCUGAUCUGGAAGACCCAAAGAAGGAUUAUGAGACUAAAGUUGCAAUAGAAACAAAGCGAAUGAGAAAGUCAUGGGUUGUUCAUUCUUGGUUUCACGUCAUUAAGCUCCUCAAACCUUAUGUGCCUAAGUGGAAAAUACUUUCCUACUGA
Molecule: messenger RNA, 1011 nt
Organism: Corticium candelabrum
Lineage: Eukaryota; Metazoa; Porifera; Homoscleromorpha; Homosclerophorida; Plakinidae
Product: structural maintenance of chromosomes protein 5-like
Exons: 11
Coding region: 1-1011 (336 amino acids)
Biological process (GO): double-strand break repair via homologous recombination
Cellular component (GO): Smc5-Smc6 complex; nucleus
Molecular function (GO): ATP hydrolysis activity; single-stranded DNA binding; ATP binding
Source: RefSeq, a predicted model, not a curated record